Styela clava is the source of this 647-nucleotide messenger RNA. Its product is annotated as rutC family protein HP_0944-like. Gene Ontology annotation, cellular component: mitochondrion; cytosol. Gene Ontology annotation, molecular function: deaminase activity. The record is from RefSeq and is a predicted model, not a curated record. NCBI's taxonomy places the organism in Eukaryota, Metazoa, Chordata, Ascidiacea, Stolidobranchia, Styelidae.
AAAACCGGUUUAAUAAUUUACGAUAAUAUCAUUGGGCAAUAAAAGCGGCGGGGCCUACGCUCGAGAGUCCUUCGAUUGCCGCUGGUGCACGAGGCCUUGCAAUUCUGCAGUUUGACGUUGCGAAACUAAAUACCUGCAUUAUUUCAAAUACGGUCUCUAAGCAGAAGUUAGUAGAAUGGCUUCAACUGGUUCUAAAUUGAUUCGUCAGGUGAUAAAAUCAUCUAAGGUUCCGUCUCCCAUUGGACCAUACAGCCAAGCAGUGAAAGUGGGACCAACAUUAUAUGUAUCAGGAAACAUAGGAGUCGUUCCUGCCACAGGCGAAUUUGCUGGCGCUGACAUCGAGUCGCAAACUCAACAGGUUAUGGAAAACAUGAAGAAUGUGUUGGAAGAAGCUGGGAUGACAUUUAAAAAUGUUGUCAAGACAACGGUUCUUCUUAAAGACAUUGAAGAUUUUGCAAGUGCAAAUGCAGUCUAUGCGAAAUAUUUCACUCCCCCAUAUCCCGCAAGAGCUGCUUAUGAGGUGGCAAAUCUUCCAAAGUACGCAAAGAUUGAGAUUGAAGCAAUUGCUGUGGACUGCGAAGAUUCAAAACUUUAAAGAAUAUAAUUGUGCAAUAUCAAAUGAUUAAAUAAAGUUAAUUUCAUGCAAA